Molecule: messenger RNA, 693 nt
Organism: Neltuma alba
Lineage: Eukaryota; Viridiplantae; Streptophyta; Magnoliopsida; Fabales; Fabaceae
Product: trypsin inhibitor A-like
Exons: 2
Coding region: 1-693 (230 amino acids)
Molecular function (GO): endopeptidase inhibitor activity
Source: RefSeq, a predicted model, not a curated record
AUGCAACGCAACGUGGGAGCUCAUGCUGGUUUAUUACAGCCUUUCAAUAACUACUACAAUUGCAUUCUCUGCUCUGUUUCUUCUUCUUCUCUUUUCCUUCUCCACUCAACACCUAACCCUAGUGCGGAAAUUGCGUAUGACACCCAUGGCAACCCUGUGGUGUCUGGGGAGGGAUACCACAUUCUGGAUGCCAAAAACAGAUCCCGUGGAAUUGAAAUCGAUCAGGUUGGGGAUGAUCCCUGCCCCACCACCGUCAUAAUUGGCUCUGAACCUAAGAUUUUGAUUUUACAUGGCGAUGAUGUCUCUAUCAAGGUGGCAGAAAAAACAGGCUUCGAAUUCGCUGAGGUUCCUUACUGUGCUGAACCAGGCAAGUGGAAUGCUUCGAUCCCCGGCGGCAAACAGUACCCGGUGGUGAUUGGUCCAACCAAUCAUAUUGUAACCAUGCCAGGUUGGUUCGACAUUGCCAAAUCUGAUGAUUCGGCCAAGGAGUAUUAUAUUAACUUCAAAUUUGAAGGAAAAGAUGAUUAUCCUCUUAUGAUCACACCUUACGAACAUGAUGAAGACUUUUACCGUAUGGUGUUUUGUCCUGAUGGGGUCUAUAAAAAUUUCACCCUUGUGUUCGAACCACUAUCGCCGCGGCCUGCGCCCCCGCCAUCCACCUUUGUGCCUCAUAUCCGGAAGGUAGUCCGUUGA